Messenger RNA from Oryza brachyantha (malo sina), 994 nucleotides. RefSeq names its product RING-H2 finger protein ATL39-like. The transcript has a single exon. The record is from RefSeq and is a predicted model, not a curated record. NCBI's taxonomy places the organism in Eukaryota, Viridiplantae, Streptophyta, Magnoliopsida, Poales, Poaceae. Bases 223 to 636 code for a protein of 137 amino acids.
UCAACUUCGCUAACCACCAUGGAAGGAAGAAGUCGGUGAGGAUUCCAUUUGUUUUGAGACGAAGCUAGUAGCCAUCCAUCCAUCCAACCAACCAACCUAUCUAUAAUCUUCGCAACAAUCCCAUUUCAUCAGCUGGAUAAAGCAUUUUCAUCAUCAGGCUGUGCCUGAGCGAGCCAAUGCCAUGCUUGUCUGAAGCUCAGCUCAGCUCAGCUCGCCAGCACCAUGCACCUCGAGAUGUCGCCCGACAGCCUCCUCUUCUUCUGCUCCGUCACGGCGUCGGCGGCCGCCGGCUUCUGCCUCUUCUCGCUGUACAGGCGGCUCGCGCGGCGCUGCCACGCCGCCACGGCUGCCGCUGGAGGCGAGGAGGAGCGCCCGCCGCCGAUCACGGUGGCUUCCAGCAUCCCGGAGUUCAUGUACGACCGGCUGGUCCGCCACAGCGGCAAGGGCGCGAGCUGGACGGAGUGCGCCGUCUGCCUCGGCACGAUCCAGGCCGGCGCCAUGGUGAAGCUGCUGCCGGCGUGCGCGCACAUCUACCACGUCGACUGCAUCGACCUGUGGCUGUCUUCCCACCCGACCUGCCCUCUCUGCCGCUGCAGGGUUGAUCACCCCAAGCAAAAUCAGCUUUCCCCUGCGUAGAUUCACCAUGUCUGCAAGAAAUGUAUUUGAGUUAGGAGUUAGGGUUUAAAAAAACCAUUCUAUUGCAAAAUCUGUAUAUACCGUGUGCAAGUUGAUGAAUGUGAAUGCAGUACCUGACUAGAGAUGUGGAUACAAUCGUCAGGACCGGUUUCAUGAUUUUUGUUCUUCAGAUAGUAGAUAGACUUCUUCAUUGGCAGAUAAAACUUCUACAAGAACUUUGUAAGUAUCAGAUGAACUUCUCCAAAAGUCAGUACUCAAGACAUACACAUUUCAGGGAAUUGUAGCAUUCUGAUAGGGCAAUGCAUCAUACAGCCACAGUCGUCACCAAAACGGUGCGGCGAGGUUCAUAUGUGAAAGA